Molecule: messenger RNA, 870 nt
Organism: Acanthocheilonema viteae
Lineage: Eukaryota; Metazoa; Nematoda; Chromadorea; Rhabditida; Onchocercidae
Source: the annotation of a GenBank genome assembly
AUGGUUUCGAACAACGAAAUCACUAUGAGUAGCGUGGUACUCAUCACCGCUUCCGUUAUAGUUCUUUCUUCAGUAGUGUUAUAUCACUUUUUAUAUCGACGACGAGGUAUUCGCUGUACAUUCUGUCCGUUUUCUGGUUUUACUAGAAAAAAAUUAACUCUUGUGGAUCCUGAAGCAACAUAUCCUCUUCCUUUACUGCAAAAAGAAAUUAUUAACCACGAUACACGAAGAUUUCGUUUCAAGUUACCGACUAAUGAGCACAUUCUCGGUUUGCCUAUUGGCCAGCAUAUUCAUCUUUCAGCUAAGAUAGAUGGAAAGCUUGUUGUUCGUCCAUAUACGCCAAUUUCAUCCGACGAUGAUGAAGGAUAUGUUGAUUUGAUGAUUAAGGUUUACUUUAAGAAUGUCCAUCCGAACUUUCCAGAUGGUGGAAAGAUGACGCAGUAUCUUGAUAAAAUGAAGACGGGUGAAACAAUUAAUUUUCGCGGUCCUUCGGGAUUAAUCAUUUAUGAAGGAAAUGGUGUUUUUGCUGUGAAGACGACGAAAAAAGCAGAACCGAAACGUCGCAUGUAUAAAAAUAUCGGUAUGAUUGCGGGUGGUAGCGGUAUUACACCGAUGUUGCAAAUUAUCUCAGCAAUUAUGAAAGAUCCAGAAGAUCCUACUAAAGUAUCACUGAUUUUUGCGAACAAGGAUGAAUCCGAUAUAUUGCUAAGAUUUGUGAAUGCAGAAAUGAUCCAGAAGCAUUUACCCGGACCUGGAAGCGAUUCUGGCACAGUCAUCUUAAUGUGUGGUCCGCCGCCGAUGAUUAAGUUUGCUUGUACGCCAAGCCUCGAUAAAUUAAGUUAUCCGGAAAAUGAUCGUUUAAUUUUUUAA